CGUAACCAGGACGAACAUAUUAUUUGGAUGGGUGACUUCAAUCGCCACCACCCCAUGUGGGAACUUGAACAUAACACGCACUUAUUUACUGCAGUGAACCUAGACGCUGCAGGUGUACUAAUCAACCUCUUAUCACUGUACAACUUAACACAGGCACUCCCAGCUGGACUCGCAACCCUAGAAGCAUCCAAUACAAAAAACCACACCAGACCAGACAAUGUCUUCUGCUCGGAGAGCCUCGAACACGCCUUCACACAAUGCGAUGUAAAGUAUCAUCUGCGCCCU
Suillus discolor is the source of this 285-nucleotide messenger RNA. RefSeq lists its product as uncharacterized. The record is from RefSeq and is a predicted model, not a curated record. The transcript has a single exon. Lineage: Eukaryota; Fungi; Basidiomycota; Agaricomycetes; Boletales; Suillaceae. Gene Ontology annotation, molecular function: catalytic activity. The annotation marks the transcript as partial.